AGCAAUGCUGACCACUAACUAUAUUCAGUUGAAGAGUCCACAAACAUGAAGACUAUUUGGCUAUUAGCAUUCUGUGCACUUGCGGCUUCCGCCUAUGCUCUGGAAGAGUCAGAGCGCGAGAACGGAGAGAAUGGUUGGUACAUUCCUAAGCAGGACGGCACCUUCGAGUGGGUUGACAUGGACGAAGCUGAGGAGUGGCUGGAUCGCCAGGAAGCGAUGGAGGACCGCGCUCUCAUUACCACCACACCCGUGAAGUUCUAUCUGUACACCAGCUCGAACCCCAGCAAGGGCACCAAGAUCACCACCACCGCCAAGUCCAUCAGCGGCUCUAACUUCAAUGCAGCCCACCCAACCAGGAUUGUCAUCCACGGCUGGACCCAGAGCUACACGUCGAGCAUGAACAAGGAGAUCCGCGCUGCUUGGUUGAGCCAUGGUGACUACAACGUCAUUGUCGUCGACUGGGCUCGUGCUCGUUCCGUUGAUUAUGCUUCCUCGGUUGUGGCUGUGCCAACUGUUGGCAAGAAGGUCGCUGCCUUGGUCAACUACCUGAAAUCUGACCACGGCUUGGAUCUGAAUAAUCUGUAUGUCAUCGGUCACAGCUUGGGUGCCCAUGUUGCUGGCUACACCGGUAAGAACACCAACGGCCAGGUGCACACCAUCAUCGGUCUGGACCCUGCCCUUCCCCUUUUCAACUACAACAAGCCCAACAAGCGUCUCAGCUCCACUGAUGCCUACUAUGUCGAGUCCAUCCAGACCAACGGCGGCACCUUGGGCUUCCUGAAACCCAUUGGCAAGGGCGCUUUCUACCCCAACGGUGGCAAGACCCAGCCUGGCUGCACCCUUGAUGUCACUGGUGCCUGCUCCCAUGGCCGCUCUGUUACCUACUACGCUGAGGCCGUGUCCCAAGACAACUUCGGUACCAUGAAGUGCAGCAACUAUGAAGACGCUGUGGCUAAGGAAUGCGGCAGCACCUACAGCAGCGUUCGUAUGGGCGCUGAUACCAACGCCUAUAUGGUUGAGGGUGACUUCUACGUUCCCGUCAACAGCAAGGCGCCAUAUGGCAACAUUAACUAAUCAAUAAUGACGCAAUAAACAUACCUCUAUCGACAACAUCCUAUA
Messenger RNA from Drosophila albomicans, 1119 nucleotides. RefSeq names its product phospholipase A1 VesT1.02-like. Gene Ontology annotation, molecular function: lipase activity. The transcript is spliced from 2 exons. Lineage: Eukaryota; Metazoa; Arthropoda; Insecta; Diptera; Drosophilidae. The record is from RefSeq and is a predicted model, not a curated record. Gene Ontology annotation, biological process: lipid metabolic process. Bases 46 to 1074 code for a protein of 342 amino acids.